This is a messenger RNA of Micromonas pusilla CCMP1545, 1358 nucleotides long. RefSeq lists its product as uncharacterized. NCBI's taxonomy places the organism in Eukaryota, Viridiplantae, Chlorophyta, Mamiellophyceae, Mamiellales, Mamiellaceae. The coding region runs from base 1 to 1272 and encodes 423 amino acids. Gene Ontology annotation, cellular component: membrane. The transcript has 3 exons. The record is from RefSeq and is a predicted model, not a curated record.
AUGGUGGUGGGGUACGCGUGGGCGUUCUCCGCCGCGGUCGCGCAGAGCGGCUCGGACAUCCUCCGCAAGCUCGGGACGAAGAACAAGCGCUUCAGCAGCAACCUCGAGCUCGUGACCGCUUGGGAGUUCACAAACUGCGUCGUCCUCGCGUGCGCGAUGCUCCUGCGCGGCGCGACGCCCGCGGUCCGAAGAGGCUUCGAGGAUCUUCAACUCGUCGCCGUCGCCGGCCUCAGCGGGCUCGCGAAGAUUGGAUGCAGCGUCCUGUUUCAGCGCGCGUUGACGCUGUCGCCGGUGUCUCUCUCCGUGCCGUACCUCGCGUUCACGCCCGCGCUGCUGCUGUUCACGUCGUACUGGACGCUCGGGGAGAAACCGAACGCGUACGGCGUCGCGGGGGUGACCGUCCUCGCCGCGGGAGCGUACGCGUUGAACGCCGUCGCGGGCGGCGGCACAGGCGGCGCGUCAUGUAAGGCGAGCGCGCGGGGAAAAUCAUCAGACGUCGCAAAGUCGGGCGGGGGGGGCGACGAGAGAGAGAAGGACAAGGCGUCGCCGACCGCGGCGGCGGCGGCCGAGGCGGGGAAGGGUAUAAAUAAGGUGUCGUCCGGAGGCGGCUCCGUCGGCGUCGGCAAACUCACGCCGAACAAAGGGUCGUUCGGGUCACUCAAUCCGCGCGGCGGCAGUGGCCGCGGCAGCGAGCGCGGCCGCGCGAGCGAGGAGGGCCUCCUAUCGCGGACGUCGUCGGGGAGCGUCCCGCUCGGCGGCGGCGGCGGCGGCGGUUUGGUGGGCGGGAAGAAAGGAGCGGUCUCCAUCCUCCUCAGACCGUUGCUGUGCGUGAUGCCCGCGGAGCCCGGCAGUCGAUUGAUGCUCUUCGUCGCGUUCGUGUGGUCGCUCACCGCGGAUGCGGACAAGGUGGGAUACUCGUUCGCGUCGAGUUUUCUCGUGUUCAUGGUCGUGCAGCGCGCGGUGAUGACGACGCCGCUCGUGUGUCUGUGCCUGUACAAGUCCGGCGUUGGGAAGUGCGCGCGCGCGGUGACGAAUAACAUCGGGUUUCUACUCCUGAUCAGCGUUAUGGAGAUGUACGUCGUCGCCGCGUUCUUGAAGGCGCUCGAUCACCUCUUCGUGUCGUACGCCAUCGCCGCCAAGCGAAGCGGGAUCUUACUGAGCGUGCUCGGCGGGGCGAUCUUCUACCAGGAGAAGAUCAGGGACCGGCUGCCGUACAUCUUGGUCAUGCUCGCGGGUAUGGCGAUCAUACUCUGCGGGACGGAGGAGCACUAGUCAUGUCGUUAGUAAUGCUGGGGGCGCGGGAAACGCGCACCCAACGGCGGGCGUCUGAAUCGAUUCUUUCACAUCUCACAUUUCAA